This is a messenger RNA of Macrosiphum euphorbiae (potato aphid), 630 nucleotides long. NCBI's taxonomy places the organism in Eukaryota, Metazoa, Arthropoda, Insecta, Hemiptera, Aphididae. The record is from the annotation of a GenBank genome assembly.
AUGGACAGUUCUAAAGCAAAAUGUACGUUGCUUUGUGGCACAUCAAUAGCUUACUCUCAGUCUUUAUUAUUUGAAAGCGCUGUAUACUGGUCUGAAUUUGGAUAUCGAGUGGUUUACAUUCAAAUGUCUCAGAUGAAAUCUCUACCAAUUCCAUUAGAUGGUGCGAAGCCGCCUAGUGUACAUGCACUGAAUCGCAUUACAUUCCUAACAUUGUCACAGUGGGAAGAUCUUGUCAAGUACACUUGUUCAUUACACGAAACCAGUCCAAAUGUGCCACAUGUAAUUUUAGUAUCAGACUUAAAUAAUUACUAUAGGAAUGAAGAUAGUGAUCAAACUACAAGACUAGCACACAUGCUAUGUGCUUGUUUGUGUGAUGCCAUUUCAUAUUGUAGUAAAGUACAUAAUUCUACAUCAUAUUUAACUGUUUCAACACAAGACACUGCACUUGAAACACAUAAACUAUCUGCAAUGUAUUUCCCAUCAACCACGUGGAUUAGCAGUGUUGUUGAUGAUCAAGUAGUUUUUUGCAAAAAACAACUGUAUUUACACCAACAGCGUAGCUGUAAAAUAAAGUUUAUCAAAGUGAACAAUAAACUAAGAUGCGAUUCUGUAGAAGUAUUAUACUUGUGA